Messenger RNA from Stylophora pistillata, 483 nucleotides. RefSeq names its product small nuclear ribonucleoprotein F. Gene Ontology annotation, biological process: spliceosomal snRNP assembly; mRNA splicing, via spliceosome. Gene Ontology annotation, cellular component: U1 snRNP; catalytic step 2 spliceosome; pICln-Sm protein complex. Gene Ontology annotation, molecular function: RNA binding. NCBI's taxonomy places the organism in Eukaryota, Metazoa, Cnidaria, Anthozoa, Scleractinia, Pocilloporidae. The record is from RefSeq and is a predicted model, not a curated record.
GAAAAAGAGGAGCGCGUGGCUUUCCAAGGGUCAUUCUGACUACUGUAAUUUUGUCGUUUUUAACAAGGCCAGGAUGUCUCAGAUCUUCCAUCAUGGCGACUAUGCCCUUAAACCCUAAGCCCUUUCUUAAUGGGCUCACUGGGAAGCCAGUUAUAGUAAAACUUAAAUGGGGUAUGGAAUACAAGGGUUACCUUGUGUCUGUGGAUGGAUACAUGAAUGUUCAGCUUGCCAAUACAGAAGAGUUUAUAGAUGGUGCUUUGACAGGCAAUUUAGGGGAAGUUCUGAUUAGGUGUAACAAUGUUCUUUACGUUCGUGGCGUAGAUGAAGAGGAGGAGGAUGGAGAGAUGAGAGAGUAGCUUCUAAAUAUUAUUUGCAGUUGUUUCUCUUCGUAUUAUAUUUAUAAUUACGUACUUAGUUCUUAUUAACUGAGCGGGAGGUCUGUAUGGGAGAAUCUUGACCAGGGUCACCAGUACAGACCGAACG